Molecule: messenger RNA, 1047 nt
Organism: Mya arenaria
Lineage: Eukaryota; Metazoa; Mollusca; Bivalvia; Myida; Myidae
Product: caveolin-3-like
Exons: 2
Coding region: 50-841 (263 amino acids)
Biological process (GO): caveola assembly
Cellular component (GO): caveola
Molecular function (GO): molecular adaptor activity
Source: RefSeq, a predicted model, not a curated record
CUAUGUUUUCAUUGGAAUACACUCUCAAACUCGCCGCUGUUUCUUCUAAAUGAACGGCUUCAAAGCAAAUGCAAAGGUCUAUCCAAAAACAGCGCGGGGCACUAGUCAUGACGUCAUCGACCAAGCGGGUCCUUUACCAAAGAAGAAGCCGAAACCGGAAGUGAUUGUUGUCAAUGACAACUGUGACAGAGAGGCGGGAUCUCAAUUCCACGUGCAACUUCCGGAUCUGGACGACAGGGAUCCUCGGGGUUUAAACGAUCAUGUGAAGAUCAAUUUCGAAGACGUUCUUGCAGAACCGAGGGGCGUGCGUUCGUUCAGUAGCAUUUGGGGACUUUCAAACUCCUGCUACACACUAUGGAACCGCUGUUGUUACCUCAUGGCCUCGCUGAUUUGUGCAGUGCCCUUGGCCACCUUGUACGGCCUGCAAUUCGCUCUGACUAUGAGCGUCCACAUAUGGUUGUGCACUCCGAUCCAGACCAUUCAGGAGCUUUUAUGUGUUCAUUGUUUCGGAAAAUGUGUUCGUUUAUGCGUGGGAUGCAUUGUCACACCUUGCACGGAAAGUUUCGGUCAAAUAUUUCAUGCAUUCGGCUAUUCAUAUUUGAACUCAAAAUCAUCAAAAAACAACAAAAAGCAACGCCCUAGAGUAACCUUCCACACAAAAGUGCAAUAUAGAACGAUUCCUAAACGUGAGGAACCAACCAUGAAGGAGGUUCUUGGUCAGCGAAAGUUGGUAAUGUCUAGGAUGAGAAUGCCCGCAAUGGUAAUACAGGUGCCACAGCCGGAUAGGGAAAGGGAACCGGAGUCAAAGGAUGUAUGUUAUGUCGAAGAGAUUAAUGAUUAAUGAUCAGUCAUCAUUAUCGUCAUCAUCAUCAUCAUCAUCAUCAUCAUCAUGUUAAUACGAUCAUUAAUCCCCAUCAUGUAUUAUUAUCGCCAUCACCAUAAUCAUCCUUGUCAGCAGCAGCAACAACAUUAUAAACUGUUAUCAUUAUAACGAAUGAAAGCAUCAGCCAUCAUCACUGUCAUCAUCACCACUAUUAGCAGCAGUAG